ACACAUUUUUUAAAUAGCGUCAAAAAAUAGAUAAUAUGAAUUUAUUGUUUACAGGCAAUUUUUUCGUGAUUAAAUGUUUCAGGUAACGAAUGCCUUUGGCGGUAAAAAGAAGAAAGUUACGUGAAAAUUUUGUCGGUUUGAAGUUACUAACUUUGAAAGACAUUUGGAAAGAAAUCAUAUAGACGAAAAGGAAGUUCGCGAAUUUUUAUCAUAUCCAAAACAAAGUAAACAAAGAAAGAAGGUUAUUUCACUGCUACGGAACGCAGGACACUUUGAGGACUUUCUGAAAGGUGCUGUUAAACCAAUAUACCGAACCAACAACAAACCUGCCCAAGAAUACUACCCUUGUGCACAUUGCAAGGGAAUUUAUAUCAAAAAAAUUUUAAGUCGGCAUCGCAAAAAUUGUUUAUCGGCAAAUAUUAAUGAGAAGUUUAAAAAAGAAAAUCAGCUUUCUGCAUCCUAAACAUUAAUUGCAUCUGCUAUUGACGAAAAUAAUACAUUGCACAGAUUGCGCGCGAAAGAAGAAGUGUUUAAUAUUAUGAAAGCUGAAAAACUGAUCCACUAAUUUGUCAUUUUGGGGAGCAAUAUCUCAAAAAACAUAAUAGAAAACAGAUGAGGUUAGUGUGUUCGAAUAAAAUGCGCGAACUUGCUAAACUUCUUAUAGACAUCAGAAAUAUAAAAAGUGAAAAUGGUCGCUUCACCCUGAUAGACCUAAUGGAUCCUGUGUUAUUCGAUCUUGUGGUAGAGUCGGCUAAGAGAAUUGGUGGAUAUGAUCCUGCCAGUAAAACAUAUAGGGCACCUAGUUUAUCAGCUCACAUAGGAACAACACUUAAGCAAGCAGGCGAAUUGUUAAUUCGUCUAAUACUAAAAAAAGAUCCAUCCAUAAAGUGUACUGAUCCCGAAAUGAAAAUAAAAGAAGUAAAACGCUUUCGAGAUCUCAUUGCUUCGCAGUGGACUACAGAGAUUAGUAGCCUAGCUUUCAAAACUAUGAGUGAAACUAAAUGGAAUAAACCAGCCAUACUACCGCUAACUAAAGAUAUAUUAAAAUUUAAAGAUUUUGUGAUUCAAUGUGGAAAUAAAGCUGCUGCUGAUAUGAAAAACGACACAAAUAAUAAAAAAGAAUACAGAAUUUUAACUGAUGUGUGCCUAAUGUUAACAAUUCUUUAUAAUAGAAAGCGUAUCGGCGAUGUCAAUACACUAACCUCGAUACAUAUCUUCGCAACUUUUCUUCUAUUAAUCAAGAUGAGUGUUUAAAUGCUUUGACGGAAUCGGAAAAAAUUUUAACAAAAAAAUUAUAAAAGGGUGGUUACUGGUGGAAAAGGCAACCGGCCAGUAAUAAUAUUAUUCCCACGAGACAUUCAAGACUACAUAAACCUAAUGAUUGAAAUCAGACUAAAAACCAAUUUUAUUUCGCUGGACAACAAAUAUUUAUUUGCUUAUCCAGAUAGUAAUCACUCGCCAAGAGCAGAUGUCGCAAUAAGAAAAUAUGCGCAAAGAGCAGAUUUGGAAUUUCCACGUCAACUGACGUCCAAUAAGUUACGAAAACAAAUAGCAACCGUAAUGCAAAUUGUAAGGUUAAGUCCGGAAGAAGCUGAACAAUUUGCCACUUUUAUGGGUCAUACCGAAAAAACCCACAAUGAAUUUUACAAACUGCCGCAAGACCUUUAUCAAACGGCAAAAAUUUCCAAGCUACUAAUAAUGAUGGAUAAAGGGUGUGGAGCAGAGUAUAAGGGAAAAUCUUUAAAUGAAAUUAAUAUAAACCCAGAAAUCGAAUGCGUCGAAUCUGACUGUGAAUCUGCCAGUGGGGAUGUAUGCACCCCAGUUGAAGAGAACCCUUUACCUUUUACUGAGCAGCCGUCAUCAUCAACGGAUGAAAAAACGUUAGGGAACAAAAAACGUUCAAAGGAUACCGGAAGAAGUUCUUGGACCGAAAACCAAGCUAAUAUAGUGUUAAAACACUUCAAAAUUAACAUUAAAAAGAAAAUUGCACCCAAGAAGCAUGAGUGCUUAGAACUAAUUGAACAGUAUCCCUCUUUGUUAAAAGAAAAAGGAUGUAUUCGCAUUAAAACUUAUGUUUAAAAUGCGUACCGUCAAAAAUAGUUUUCAAGAAAAUAUCGUUUAUUAUUAAUUUUUACAGUUGUUGUCUACGAAAGGUAGUGUUUUUUGAUGUAUGUUUUUGUUAACAUUAUGUUCUUAUUACCAUUGCAUUUUACUUUAAUUUGUAUAUCCUCAAGGAAAUAACAUAUUUUGUCAAAUAAAUGGGUACAACUUGGACUCUAUUGAUAACUUUUUAAGCUUGCGUACAUUCGAGUAGGCAGUCCUUUCUUUGCGGUUUUGUUUCUGUUUCUGUAAACCACCAUAUUAUUAAAAAUUCUUCAACAGAAAUUUUCUUUUUUUCUUCUUACCCUUACCCAGUAUUGGGUAGUCACUAGAUGCUAAUAAAACAAUUUAAUUUCAAGUUUCCCGUAUUGGAAAAGCAAUUUGUUUAUAUACUGAUUUAGUUGCUUUUAAA
Cylas formicarius (sweet potato weevil) is the source of this 2512-nucleotide messenger RNA. RefSeq lists its product as uncharacterized. The coding region runs from base 1378 to 2079 and encodes 233 amino acids. The transcript has 3 exons. NCBI's taxonomy places the organism in Eukaryota, Metazoa, Arthropoda, Insecta, Coleoptera, Brentidae. The record is from RefSeq and is a predicted model, not a curated record.